Coniosporium apollinis CBS 100218 is the source of this 1548-nucleotide messenger RNA. RefSeq names its product aspartyl aminopeptidase. The record is from RefSeq and is a predicted model, not a curated record. Lineage: Eukaryota; Fungi; Ascomycota; Dothideomycetes. Bases 1 to 1548 code for a protein of 515 amino acids. Gene Ontology annotation, molecular function: metalloaminopeptidase activity; zinc ion binding. The transcript is spliced from 3 exons. Gene Ontology annotation, biological process: proteolysis. Gene Ontology annotation, cellular component: fungal-type vacuole.
AUGCCCUCAUCCAAGGUGUCCCUCCACCAGGCGGAGGCCUUCCUGUCCUUCGUCAACGCGUCUCCUACCCCCUUCCAUGCUGUCAAGUCUGCCAAAGAGCGGCUAGAAGGGGCCGGCUUCAAGCAAAUCAAGGAACGCGACGCCUGGUCUUCGACGCUGCAGCCGGGCGGCAAGUACUACCUUACGCGUAAUACCUCAUCCAUUGUGGCCUUCGCCGUUGGCAAGAAAUGGAAAGCCGGAAACCCCGUCGGCAUGAUAGGUGCCCACACAGACUCGCCCUGCCUCCGCAUCAAGCCGGUGUCCAAGAAGCAGAACGAGGGUUUCCUGCAAGUUGGCGUCGAGACAUACGGCGGUGGGCUGUGGCAUACCUGGUUUGACCGUGACCUCAGCAUAGCUGGGCGGGUCAUGGUCAAGACCUCGGAUGGGAACUUCGUGCAGAAGCUUGUCAAAGUUGACAGGCCGAUCUUGCGCGUGCCAUCACUAGCCAUACAUCUCGAUUCGCAAGAACCGUUUCAAUUCAACAAGGAGACGCAAUUGUUUCCAAUAGCCGGACUGGUAGCUGCAGAGCUGAACAGGCAGGGCAAGACCGGCAAGGAGGAACCGUCUAAGUCCGAGAAGGACGAUGCCAAAGACGGAUCUGUCGAGCCUCUGAAAGCCGUCACCGAACGGCAUCACCCCUACAUUGUUGAUAUCAUCGCUGAAGAAGCCGGCUGCGAGGCGUCCGACAUCCUUGACUUCGAGAUUGUCCUCUACGACACGCAAAAGUCGUGCAUCGGCGGUCUCAAUAACGAGCUUAUCUUCUCUGCCCGCCUCGACAAUCUGAUGAUGACCUUCUGCAGUAUCGAAGGGCUGGUCUCAUCCCUCUCCUCGUCCUCAGCUCUCGACAACGACUCCACCAUCCGGCUAAUCGCCUGCUUCGAUCAUGAAGAAAUCGGCAGCCAGACUGCGCAAGGCGCCGACUCGAACCUCCUGCCCGCCGUGCUGCGCAGACUCUCAGUCCUCCCCUCCUCCAGCGAGUCCGAGUCGGACGCAUCCUACGACAAAGUCGGCGUGAGUAUGGACGAGGCAGCAACAGCCUACGAGCAGACUCUGUCCACCAGCUUCCUCAUCUCAGCCGACAUGGCGCACUCCGUCCACCCCAACUACCCCGGCAACUACGAGUCCUCGCACCGUCCGGAGAUGAACAAGGGCACCGUCAUCAAGAUCAAUGCGAAUGCCCGGUACGCCACUAACUCGCCUGGCAUCGUCCUCCUGCAGGAAGUCGCACGGAGAGCGAAGAAGGCGUCGUCGCCUAGCGCGUCAUCAAGCUCGGAAGGCGUGCCGCUGCAGCUCUUUGUCGUGCGGAACGACUCGCGGUGCGGCAGUACGAUUGGCCCGAUGCUGAGCGCGGCGCUGGGGGCGAGAACGCUGGAUCUGGGAAAUCCGCAGCUGAGCAUGCACAGUAUUCGCGAAACGGCGGGCGCGUGGGAUGUAGAGCACGCGGUUAAUCUGUUUGAGAGCUUCUUUGUGCAUUUUGCGGAGGUGGAAAAGAAGAUUUUCGUGGACUGA